AUGCGUGAGGUUAUCUCCAUCCACAUCGGCCAGGCCGGCAUCCAGGUGGGCAAUGCCUGCUGGGAGCUCUACUGCCUGGAGCACGGCAUCCAGCCCGAUGGCCAGAUGCCUUCCGACAAGACCAUCGGCGGUGGCGACGACGCGUUCAACACCUUCUUCUCGGAGACGGGUGCUGGCAAGCACGUCCCGCGCUGCGUGUUCCUCGACCUCGAGCCGACCGUGAUCGACGAGGUCCGCACGGGCACCUACCGCCAGCUGUUCCACCCGGAGCAGCUCAUCUCCGGCAAGGAGGACGCCGCGAACAACUUCGCCCGUGGCCACUACACCAUCGGCAAGGAGAUCGUGGACCUCUGCCUGGACCGCAUCCGCAAGCUCGCCGACAACUGCACUGGGCUCCAGGGCUUCCUGGUGUUCAACGCCGUCGGCGGCGGCACCGGCUCCGGCCUCGGCUCGCUCCUCCUCGAGCGCCUGUCGGUCGACUACGGCAAGAAGUCCAAGCUCGGCUUCACCGUGUACCCGUCGCCCCAGGUGUCGACGGCGGUCGUCGAGCCGUACAACUCGGUGCUGUCGACGCACUCGCUGCUGGAGCACACGGACGUCGCCGUGAUGCUCGACAACGAGGCCAUCUACGACAUCUGCCGCCGCUCGCUGGACAUUGAGCGCCCGACGUACACGAACCUGAACCGCCUGAUCGCCCAGGUGAUCUCGUCGCUGACGGCGUCGCUCCGGUUCGACGGCGCGCUCAACGUGGACGUGACGGAGUUCCAGACCAACCUGGUGCCGUACCCGCGCAUCCACUUCAUGCUCUCGUCGUACGCCCCGGUCAUCUCGGCCGAGAAGGCCUACCACGAGCAGCUGUCGGUGGCCGAGAUCACGAACGCCGCCUUCGAGCCCGCCUCGAUGAUGGCCAAGUGCGACCCGCGCCACGGCAAGUACAUGGCGUGCUGCCUGAUGUACCGCGGCGACGUGGUGCCCAAGGACGUGAACGCCGCCGUCGCGACGAUCAAGACCAAGCGCACCAUCCAGUUCGUCGACUGGUGCCCCACGGGCUUCAAGUGCGGCAUCAACUACCAGCCGCCCACGGUCGUGCCCGGCGGCGACCUCGCCAAGGUGCAGCGCGCCGUGUGCAUGAUCUCGAACUCGACCGCCAUCGCCGAGGUCUUCUCGCGCCUGGACCACAAGUUCGACCUGAUGUACGCCAAGCGCGCCUUCGUGCACUGGUACGUCGGCGAGGGCAUGGAGGAGGGCGAGUUCUCCGAGGCCCGCGAGGACCUCGCGGCCCUCGAGAAGGACUACGAGGAGGUCGGCGCCGAGUCGGCCGAGGGCGAGGGUGAGGAGGAGGGCGAGGAGUACUAA
Messenger RNA from Pedinophyceae sp. YPF-701, 1356 nucleotides. The record is from the annotation of a GenBank genome assembly. NCBI's taxonomy places the organism in Eukaryota, Viridiplantae, Chlorophyta, Pedinophyceae.